AGGAUGCAUUUAGAGAUGCUGUCAUUCUUGGAGAUUCGGCUGCGCGGGUCCACGGACCAGUGGACGGUAGUGCUCCUUUCCUCCCAGCACAGUUGAGGUGAUCAUUCUGGGAAGCCAUGCCCGUCGUUUUUAGGGGAUGGUAGGAGGAGGCUCAAGGAGUCUAGGACCGUCAGCCAAAUCUGCGUUUAGGGCGUUAUCUGCAGCUGGUUAUCGCACUACUGAUGCUAGCCUGCAGGGGGCACCAGCAGGUUGCCUCCUGGCUUGCUCACAGCCCUUCCCCGCCCUUCCCCACCAGCUCCCCACGUGGAGGAGGGGCUGGAACCAGAAGAAUGCGUUCCCGCCCCAAAGCUGACGUGUGCAUCGCUGCCGGCCGGACUCUUAAAAGCCCACGCGGAGCGCGGGGCAUCCCAGCAGAGCUGGAGAGGAGGCGAGCUGGAGGAAACCGCGGAGGACUGGACUGGCUCACUGGGACUGCGGCUGUCACUGCUCUUCGAGCAUCCCUGAGUGGGGGACUUCCUGAGUGGAGGGGCCAGGCCCUGCGGAAGUUGCGGGUGUAUCCCCAGACCCACGCCCCUUUCGAAGCGCUCGCGGAACCUCUCGCCCCGUGCGAGGGUUCGUCGUUUAGCACAAAGCACGUUUCCAAAAAAGCAGCGCUAGGGAGAGCGCCCGGGCCGCGCUUCCGCGCACAAACUCCCUCUUUCCCUUUGUUUCUGGGAGUCGACAAGCAGAUCUCUUCCCCAAGUCUGAAUUAUUCGCAAGAGGAGGGCCGCCGAGUCUAGGCUGUGAAGAUGCCCCUGGAGCUGACUCAGAGCCGGGUGCAGAAGAUCUGGAUCCCGGUCGACCACCGUCCUUCGUUGCCCAGAUCCUGUGGGCCGAAGCUGACCAACUCCCCAACAGUGAUUGUCAUGGUGGGCCUCCCAGCCCGGGGUAAGACCUACAUAUCCAAGAAGCUGACUCGAUACCUCAACUGGAUUGGUGUCCCCACGAAAGUGUUUAACGUUGGAGAGUACCGCCGGGAGGCUGUGAAGCACUACAGCUCCUACAACUUCUUCCGCCCUGACAACGAGGAGGCCAUGAGAGUCCGAAAGCAGUGUGCCCUCGCUGCCUUGAGAGAUGUCAAAAGUUACCUGACGAAGGAAGGGGGCCAAAUUUCAGUUUUCGAUGCCACCAAUACUACUAGAGAGAGGAGACACAUGAUCCUUAAUUUUGCCAAAGAAAAUGACUUCAAGGUGUUUUUCAUCGAGUCAGUGUGUGAUGACCCUACAGUUGUGGCCUCCAACAUUAGGGAAGUGAAAAUCUCCAGCCCGGAUUACAAAGACUGCAACUCAGCAGAGGCCAUGGAGGACUUCAUGAAGAGAAUUAACUGCUAUGAAGCCAGCUAUCAGCCCCUCGACCCCGACAAAUGUGACAGGGACCUGUCCUUGAUCAAGGUGAUCGACGUGGGCCGGCGGUUCUUGGUGAACAGAGUUCAGGACCACAUUCAGAGCCGGAUUGUGUACUACCUGAUGAACAUCCACGUGCAGCCCCGCACCAUCUACCUGUGUCGGCACGGAGAGAGUGAGCACAACCUCCAGGGGAAGAUCGGAGGGGACUCAGGCCUGUCCGUCAGGGGCAGGAAGUUUGCCAACGCCCUGAGCAAAUUUGUGGAGGAGCAGAACCUGAAGGACCUCAAGGUGUGGGCCAGCCAGCUGAAGAGCACCAUCCAGACGGCAGAAGCCCUUCAGCUUCCCUAUGAACAGUGGAAAGCGCUCAACGAAAUCGAUGCUGGUGUCUGCGAGGAGAUGACCUACGAGGAGAUCAAGGACACCUACCCUGAGGAGUACGCUCUGCGCGAGCAGGACAAGUACUACUACCGGUAUCCCACUGGGGAGUCCUACCAGGACCUGGUCCAGCGCCUGGAGCCAGUGAUCAUGGAGCUGGAGCGGCAGGAGAAUGUGCUGGUCAUCUGCCACCAGGCCGUCCUGCGCUGCCUGCUGGCCUACUUCCUGGAUAAGAGUGCAGAGGAAAUGCCUUACCUGAGAUGCCCCCUUCACACUGUCCUGAAGCUGACACCAGUCGCUUAUGGCUGCCGUGUAGAAUCCAUCUACCUGAAUGUGGAGUCCGUGAACACACACCGGGAGAGGUCAGAGGACGCAAAGAAGGGACCUAACCCGCUCAUGAGACGCAAUAGUGUCACCCCACUAGCCAGCCCCGAGCCCACCAAAAAGCCUCGCAUCAACAGCUUUGAGGAGCAUGUGGCCUCUACCUCCGCUGCCCUGCCCAACUGCCUGCCCCCGGAGGUGCCCGCGCAGCUGCCUGGACAACCUUUGCUAGGGAAAGCCUGUUUAACAUGAAUGGCUCCCAGAGCAGCGUCGACUCCUCCCAGACACACUGAGGCAGACCCAUCGGUUCCAUUCCAUUUCCAUUCCCGCAGCUUAGGUUGGGCUCUUCCCUCCACCCGAGGCCGACCAUGCCAACGGCUUCUCCCGGAAAGGGCUGUGCGGCGUAGAAGAGGGGUCUGCUGGUCAAAGUGAAUCUCUGCUCCCAACAGCACCUGGGCGGCCAAGACCCCAGCACGCCUUUCCUGUGUGUGCACAGAAUCUAGGCUUCUGUGGCCACCCUCAUCCCAUACUCUCCCCACUGUCCAGGCUGUGUGGCCUCACGGACCCUUCAUAAGACUUGGUGAGGACAAUGAGCCGUGGAGGAGGUGAGAGAAGGCCCUGAGGAGGGGACGGACGUUGGGCACCUCGUGCUGUUUUUUUGUUUCAUGUCUGUGACCUUGGCCUGGAAUGUUCCCAGCUGGGAAAAUGACAUUGGUCUCAGAAUCCUAAAAUUGAAGGGGCCUAGGUCCCAGUUGCUGACAGUUCAGGGACGUAGGAAACGUUCAUAAGGCUUGUUGGUGCAUCUUUGCCUGGGAUGUUGACCUGUGAAGACAAGACGAUUGCUGGGGUAGAGCCGGCCAGAGAGCCAGUCUGGAGGUGCAGACAGAAGUCCCUGAGCUGGACUCGCUCAUCAGCUAAGCAGUGACCCUCUCUGUGUCCACACACCGUCCCAGGGCUGUGCUCAGCCGCUGAAGAUGUUGGACAGUCUGGUGGUGUUGGCAAGAGGAAAUGGCCCCGGGGCCUCACCCUUCCUGGGACCUGCGUGGUCCCUCUGCCGCAGGCCUGGAUCAGAGGCACCUGAGUGAGACUGGCUUCCCUGGGGCUGCUUUGCUUUGAGAUUUUUUUCUGGCAGAACAUGUGACCUGAACAUCACACCUUCCCUUCAGGAAUUUAGAUUUUUGGGUUUUGUGCCCCUGGGGGCUAGAGCUCUUGAAGAAUGUGGGGAGUCAGGCAUUCCCAUGAGAUGGGGGGCGCAGAGGAACCCCAGUAAAUGGCUGGGAGCAAGCGCUCAGAUCAUUGCAAGACAGCCCCCGGGAGACAGCAUGGAGAAGAACAAGGAUCCAGCCUCCUUCCUUCAGGACAUUCAUCACGUCCCAUGUUUCCCAGGUGGGGACAGGGGCCCAAGCCAGGCCUCACUCUGGGCCACUUCCUCUAAGAGGCUAUGUUCAUCGCCUCCUGCAGGAGUCGCUCAUUCCCGCACGUUUUCAUGGAGCAUCUGCUGUGUGCCGAGCAUGGUGUGGGUUCCUCGGGGAAUGUCCUCUCUUGCCUUAGUGGCACCUGUGACAUUUUUUGGGGGGCAUUUCAAGCAGGAAUUGGGGAACAUGUGAUUCUAAAUACCUGUAGUUUCUAUCUCCUUGUUGCCUCCAAGUAGAGGGUGUCCUGAGGUCCAGAAGAAAUGGUUUGGAGACAGUGUCCAAAUGACCUUUGAGGAUCUUUCUAAAAGCUGGUGCCAAAGGUCAUGUUCCUUUCCUGCCCUCUGCUUUUGAGCCUGACAUCCUCAUCCUGCUUGGCCUGUGAGCUAGCUGAGAGUAGGGGUGGGCAGGCUGAGACAGAGGGAGUGGGAAGUGGAGAGAACCGCUAUUUUUACUUGAGAGGAGCUUUUAGAGAGUGUACGUUUAUCUGAUUAGGAUUACUUGGAAGUGGAACAUGCUUCAGAUACCAUACAAUAAAAUGGGAGGUUUUCACACCAAAUCACUCAACCCCUGCCCCUUACUUUGCAGUCUGCCUGAGAGGAUCUGUAUGUAACAUUCUGUACCACUGAAGAUGGGUUAUUUUCCCUCUUUCUCGCUAUCUUGUGUCCGGUUGACACGAGUGUGUGCUUGUAGGGUGGGCGUAUAUUUAGGCAGAGGGGCCUGUGGUUCUGCUCUUGAGGAAGACUUCACUGUGUCCCACUUUCUGGAAUUCUCUUCCUGGUUGUCAGAGCUAGCUCUGGUUUUUGACUCUUACAGCAGAUUUGAGUGGGGCUGCAUGAAGGUGCACCCCUCGCCUCUGACAGCCUGAAGUAGGUACAGACAAAUGAGGCUUUGCCUCCCACAGAACAUAGUUGUAAGGGCCUGGGUGGGGCAUAGGCAUGAAUAUGGAUGGGGAGGGAGCCCUGGGAGGAGCAGAAUGCUGCUGAGGUCACCUCUGAGGAGGUAUUGGAUGGAGGGUGUAUGGGAGCUGCAGGCACGGAGCACUUGCUACUUUAUUGCCUCUCACUCCCCCUCACUGCCCCCCCCCCCCAAAAAAAAAUCUGGGACCAAUUUUUUUAACUUUGCAUAUUUGUUUUUGGGUAGGUGUACCCCUCUCCUUUUUCUGUCCUGAGACCCUGGACAAAACUCUUCAUUUGGGGGGAGAAGAAAAACUGUUUGAACCACACCAAUGAUGAUUUUGUUUGUAAUACUUGAAAGUUAUUUUUUUAUUAUUUUGAUAGCAAAUGUGCUAUUUAUUUAUUUAAUGUGUAUAAAGGAGCUUGAACAUAGACAAUUUCUUACUUUGGGUUGUUGUUUGUCGGUUGGCUUGGGGCCUUUUAUGUGCGACUUAAGACUUCUCUGCAUUCUGUAUAUUUGUCUGAAUUAAUUAUCUGGGAUGAAGCUGUGCCGGCUUUCACACAGGGGCUGCCUUUCAGAAAUUUGUAUAUUUUGCAGUUGCCAAAACAAUAAAAUACCCAAUUGAAUUACA
Myotis myotis is the source of this 5021-nucleotide messenger RNA. RefSeq names its product 6-phosphofructo-2-kinase/fructose-2,6-biphosphatase 3 (gene PFKFB3). The coding region runs from base 789 to 2333 and encodes 514 amino acids. The transcript is spliced from 16 exons. Lineage: Eukaryota; Metazoa; Chordata; Mammalia; Chiroptera; Vespertilionidae. The record is from RefSeq and is a predicted model, not a curated record. Gene Ontology annotation, molecular function: ATP binding; fructose-2,6-bisphosphate 2-phosphatase activity; 6-phosphofructo-2-kinase activity. Gene Ontology annotation, cellular component: cytosol. Gene Ontology annotation, biological process: fructose metabolic process; fructose 2,6-bisphosphate metabolic process.